Messenger RNA from Rhopalosiphum padi (bird cherry-oat aphid), 807 nucleotides. RefSeq lists its product as uncharacterized. Lineage: Eukaryota; Metazoa; Arthropoda; Insecta; Hemiptera; Aphididae. The transcript is spliced from 3 exons. Bases 101 to 583 code for a protein of 160 amino acids. The record is from RefSeq and is a predicted model, not a curated record.
UUAAAAAAAUAUAGAAGUAAAAUGGUAAAUUAUUUAGUAUUACAUAAACUUUCUGAUUCAUUUGAUAUUAAAAAAAUUUUAAAGUAGUAACCGAGUAACGAUGCAAUAUAUAAUAGCAUUUCUGUUGGUAACUGGAACAACUUUUCAAAUUGCACAAUCAGACGAUGAUCAAUUUCAAAAUACUGGUGUAUGGAUUAUACCAAAUUUUUCAAAAUCAAUUUCAUGGAUUGGAAAUUUGGCCAAGGAAGCAUCUGAUGAAUUUAUAAAUUUGUCGUACAACAUGAAAGACAAAUUACAAAAUGUUUUUACUAUAUCAUCUAUACCAAAUUCUGAAACGAUAGAUGGUAAUGUUGGAAAAGUACAGAUUUAUACUUCAAGAACAGUAAUCAUACCAUCUCAAGAUUCAGUAACAGAUAUGGCCAUAGAAGAAGUGCCAUCUCAAGAAUUAGUUACAAAUAUCGGGCAAAUGAACAUGCAACUUCAAAAUGUAGUAACAGAUAUUCCACAAGAAAUCAUGCCACCUCAAGUUUUAGAAACCACAAUAAAAACAGUAAUACAAUCUCAACCAGAUGAAAUAAUAUAAUAGAAUCAUAAUACAUUUUGUUUAAUCUUUAAAUUUACAGUUAUUUAAUUAAAAAAAUAAUUAAUACAAUAGACAUUUUAUAGCCCAAAUGUACAUCCAAAAUUAAACAAAAUAGUUAGGUUAUAAAAUAUUUAUCAAAAAAUAAUAAAAAUUAUGUAAGUUACUUAAGACACACAUUUUAGAUUUUGAACAGAGCAAUAUAUUGGUUUAACAGAUUGUUUUUA